Molecule: messenger RNA, 1417 nt
Organism: Camellia sinensis
Lineage: Eukaryota; Viridiplantae; Streptophyta; Magnoliopsida; Ericales; Theaceae
Product: peroxidase 11
Biological process (GO): response to oxidative stress; hydrogen peroxide catabolic process
Molecular function (GO): peroxidase activity; heme binding
Source: RefSeq, a predicted model, not a curated record
UUUUAACUUGUACUUUCUGAUUAUCAACAUUUAUAACUUAUAAUAAAUUACCCCAAACAUUCGGUGUGGGAACACGGAUUUUGUGUCUCUCUCUCCCCUCAGGUAACCUUGUUCAAGUAACACCCACCCACCUACCAAAACAACAUUAGUUACAUCCUCUUUUGACUACAAACAUCCUUCUAAUAUUAACAAAGUACUUAUGUUCAACACAAUGUUCAAUAUCCUACAUUCUUCAAUCUCACUUGUAUUAUAUAUAUAUGUUACAGUGCCACCAUGAUAAGUACAACAGCCAAAAAUGGUACUCUCUCUUUACUCUCUGCAUUUCAUGCUUCUAACUUUCUCCAUUUUUGGCUUCCUCAGCUUGUUGGAUGCAGGUGCUCCCCCUCCUUUAACACUAGACUACUAUGCAUCUACUUGCCCAAAUGCUCUUGAUAUUGUCAAGAAAGAAAUGGAAUGUGCAGUGACGUCCGAUCCACGUAACGCCGCCUUCAUCCUUCGUCUCCAUUUCCAUGACUGCUUUGUUCAGGGAUGCGAUGGAUCGGUUUUGUUAGACGACACAUUCACUCUGCAAGGAGAAAAGAAAGCUGCCAUUAAUAUAAAUGCCCUGAAAGGUUUCAGGAUCAUUGACAGAAUCAAGAACAAGCUGGAGUCGGAGUGCCCCAGCACAGUCUCAUGUGCUGAUAUCCUCACCAUUGCUGCAAGGGAUGCUGUUAUUCUGGUUGGUGGACCUGAUUGGGAUGUGCCUCUGGGGAGAAAUGACUCAAAAACAGCAGGGUAUGCAAUGGCAGAUCAAAAUCUUCCAACUUCAGAUGAGGGACUUGUCUCUAUUAUCUCCAAGUUUGUUUACCAAGGCCUCUCAGUCACUGAUAUGGUUGCUCUUUCUGGGGCUCAUACAAUUGGAAUGGGACGGUGCGUGAAUUUUCGGGAAAGAAUUUAUGGAGAUUUUGAUGCAUCUUCACGGGGGAAUCCAAGUUCUGAGACAUAUCUCAAUAGCUUGAAAGCCAUGUGCCCGGCUGCAGGAGGAGGAGACAAUGAUGAAACUGCUAUGGACUAUGUAACACCUAAACUUUUCGACAAUUACUUUUAUCAAACAUUGUUGAAAGGGGAGGGAUUACUAAACUCUGAUCAAGAACUCUACUCCAGUGUUUUUGGAAUUCAAACAAAGAAGCUUGUGCAAAUGUAUGCUGAAGACCAGAUGGCGUUCUUCGAGCAAUUCUCAGAGUCCAUGGUGAAGUUGGGAAACAUUACAAAUCCAGACACCUCUGAUAAUGGGGAGGUUAGGAAGAACUGCAGGUUUGUGAACACAUAGAGAGAGUUAUGAUUUGUUGUUUGCAAUAUUUGUUUGUCUUGUCAAGAAGUGAAAUUCACAAAUUUUAUGUACAUCAGAUACUAAAAUUUGAAAUUUGUUUAUGAUUCA